CUGUGGUUAACACACAUUCACCCUCUGUCAAUUUCUACUCUCAAGUUACUUGGAGGUCAUACACUUUCUUUCCUCUUCACAUACAAACUCAAUCAACACAUUUUCAUAAAAGUUCAACGGAAGAUUUACAGAACAUGCAGUUAAAUUUGCCCGAACGUCUUCAGUUCUUCUUUCUUCUGUGUUUAGUCCAGUUUGCUUCAGGAGGCCAAGAUGACCUUAUCCAAGUGCAUGGACUUCUAAACCACUCCAUUACCUUGUCAUACCACCGGCUCUUGGAACGUCCUGUGAAAAUGACAAUCUGGGAAAUAAAACGAAGGGGAAAAACCUUUGCGGUGGCGGAAUAUAAUGGAGGUCAACUUGAAAUACAAAACGAAAAAUUUGAGAACCGGAUACAAGCAUCAAAUGGUACAGAAUUAAAAAUUCACUCUCUGAGAAUGGAGGAUACUGAUAUCUACAAAGCUGAUAUUAUUCUAACAGAUUUACACAUAAAUACAGCAUACUUUAAUCUCACUGUUCAUGAGCCCGUUUCUGUCCCAAGCAUAACGGCUGAUCUGAAGGGAGACAACAAAGGUCGGUGUGAAUUUACCCUGCAUUGUUCUGUCCCAUCAAACGCGUCGCUCACGUUGUUCAGCUGGAUAUACAGAUGUGGGAAUUCUGGGUACCAGCACUAUGCAAAUGGCAGCACUCUCACUAUUAUGUUACAGAAUUUGUCAGAAACUACUGAAUUCCUUUGUUUGGCACAAAAUCCUGUGGAUGUAAAAAAUGCCUCUUUCUAUUCGGAACAGAUCUGCAAUAGUGUUAAGUCACCACCUUAUAGCACAUGCUGGAUAAAAGUAUCUAUUGCUAUCCCUGUUGUUGCAGUUCUGUGUCUUGUUGUGAUACUCUUCAUAAAGAUAGCCAAGAAAUAAAGUACAGUGAGUUAAUUGUUCCUGCAUUUUACAGUUUCUUUGUGAACCCCCGCCCCAAUAUAUAUAAUGCAUCAUGUAUUUACCUGAUUUUGUAUUGUCCCAGAUGUUGUACUAUUUAUUCUGGUCCUCUAAAAAACAUAAAACGGGGGACUCUUAAUUAAUCUGCCCCUUAAGGUUUUUUUUUUAAAAAAGUGAAAUCUUUAUCAAUUGCUCCCUGUUCCUAUUUCUGCAGCAGACAUUAAAGCAGAGCAGGAGGUAAUUCUUAACAGUCUCAAAAAGAAUGCAGAUAAAUAUCAUUGGUGAUUGUUGCCCAUAGCAACCAGUUACAUUUGAACAGCGACCAACAAGAAAAACAAGGCAAAUAUCUAAUUGGUUGCUAUGGGCAAUAGUACCAGUGAAACUUAUCUCCAACCUUAAAGUGACCAUACACGGGUAGAUAGGAUAAUACAUGGGUCCUUAAAACUAAUAUGGCAGCUUAUCUGCCCAUGUAUUGACAGGCUCACCUGACAGAUAUCUGCCUGAAAAUUGGGCAGAUGUUGAUCGACCAGGUUUGAUUUUCCAGUCUGAUUAAGGACCCCAUCGGUUGGUUGAUAUGGUUCAUGCUCAGACGGUUCCUAU
Messenger RNA from Xenopus laevis (African clawed frog), 1526 nucleotides. Its product is annotated as SLAM family member 5-like. Lineage: Eukaryota; Metazoa; Chordata; Amphibia; Anura; Pipidae. The transcript has 4 exons. The coding region runs from base 135 to 908 and encodes 257 amino acids. The record is from RefSeq and is a predicted model, not a curated record.